CUCCCGGCCCAACGGUCGCCUCCUUCCUUUCUCGCUUCCCCCAAUCGAAUCCUCAUCCUCCUCUCCAACGGAUCGCGCAUCAUUCGCGGAUCGAUUCCUCCCCCGCCGCUUUCCCCUUCCGGCCUUCCCCUCCGCCUCAAAUUCGAACCCCUUCCCCUCCCCGCGGCCGCCGCCUCCAUCACGAGAGCGACGUGACCGCUCGCUCCAGUCAGGCGCCAGCCAUCACCAGUCCACGACACGACCACCACGCGCCGCCCCUCCUCCUUGUCGUCGCCGCGCGGGUUGUCGAGGGCUCGCGGGUUGGCGCGCCCCGCGAUGGAAGAGGACGCAAGCGGCGGCGGCGGCGGCCUGGGCAGCGCCGGUCCACCCGCCGCCUCCUCGCCGGUUGUGGCCGCCAGGAAGACGGUGAGGGUGUCCGACUUCCGCGACUUCAUCAUGCCCUCCCGCGCCGCCGACUACCAGGGCCGCUUCGCCGUCGCCGAGGCCGAGGAGGGCUCGUUGGUCUCCGCGGCGGCGGCGGGGGUAGCGCCGGCUUCGGAUCACCACGCCGGCGGCGUGGGAUCGACGUCACCGCCCGGCGCCGUCGCGUGCGAGGGGGCGCUGCAGGACACGCCGGACUACAUCCGGAGGGGCGCCGCGCGGCACCGGGUCGCGCCCCUCGAGCUCUUCUCCGCCGUGACGUCGCCGCCGCCCGCUGAGGAUGCGGCCAGCGCGGAAAGCCGUGGCGUGUCCAGGGCAGGCGGAGCGCGCCAGGCUGAGACCGUGGGUGGUGCUCCAAGCGGGCUAGAGAUGCUGCAAGCGGAAGAGGGCGAAUCUGGUUGCUGUGGCCAGCUGAAACAGCAGUACGGUUUACUCCUGCGGGAGAAGGAGGAAUGCAGGAGGCUUCUGGAGGACUUGAUGAGGGAGAACGUGCUCAAGACCAGAGAAUGCCGUGAAGCACAGGAGUCACUUCGUGAUCUGCAGAUGGAGCUCAUGAGGAAGUCAAUGUACGUUGGCUCCUUAGCAUCUGCAGUUGAAGGGCAAGUGAAGGAUAAGAGUCGACUGUGUCAAUUUGUCAACGAAUUGGGUGAAAAAUUCAAGGUUUUGAAGUUGGAGCACCAGAAUUUACGACAAGAGUCACUAGAAUACAAAAACUGUGUGUUGGAUGCUACACAAAUGUGCAAAACAAUUCAGCAAUAUGUGAAUCAAUAUGCAACUCUGGAAUGCGAGUUUAAAGAUCUCAAAGAAAAGUUUAGUGAGGAGGCAAAGGAACGCAAGGAUUUAUACAACAAGCUUAUAGAGUUGAAGGGUAAUAUAAGAGUGUUUUGCCGGUGCCGGCCACUGAAUGCAGAAGAAAUAGCUGAAGGAGCUUCGACGGCCAUUGAUUUUGAGUCAGCUAAAGAUGGAGAGCUCAUUGUUAAAGGCCACGUAUCUUCCAAAAAAGUAUUCAAAUUUGAUUCCGUCUUCAGCCCCGAAGAAGACCAAGAAAAGGUGUUUGAGAAAACUGCACCAUUUGCAACCUCGGUGUUAGAUGGAUUCAAUGUUUGCAUCUUUGCUUAUGGACAGACCGGCACUGGUAAAACAUUUACCAUGGAAGGAAUUGAAGGUGCUCGAGGAGUCAACUACAGAACUUUGGAGGAACUCUUCCGGAUAAUAAAAGAAAGAGAGGGCAUUUUCUUGUAUGAGGUUACUGUCAGUGUUUUGGAGGUGUACAAUGAGCAGAUCCAUGAUUUGCUCCUGACAGGGUCUCAACCAGGCGCAACAACCAAAAGACUAGAAGUAAGACAAGUUGCAGAAGGGGUUCACCAUGUUCCUGGACUUGUUGAAGCACGGGUGACUAACAUGAAUGAAGCUUGGGAGGUCCUGCAAACUGGAAGCAAAGCUAGAGCUGUUGGUUCGACAAAUGCUAAUGAACAUAGCAGUCGAUCGCACUGCAUACACUGUGUAAUGGUCAAAGGAGAAAACUUGAUCAAUGGAGAAUGCACAAAGAGCAAGUUAUGGCUAAUUGACCUCGCCGGAAGUGAGCGGGUAGCAAAGACAGAUGUGCAAGGAGAAAGGUUGAAAGAAGCACAGAACAUCAAUAAAUCACUCUCUGCACUUGGUGAUGUCAUAUCAGCUCUUGCAGCAAAGACCCCGCAUAUCCCUUUUAGGAAUUCGAAGCUGACACACUUGCUGCAAGACUCACUAAGUGGAGAUUCCAAGACCUUGAUGUUUGUUCAAAUCAGCCCAAAUGAGAAUGAUGUAGGUGAAACUCUUUGCUCACUGAACUUCGCUAGCAGAGUGCGAGGAAUAGAGCUUGGACAAGCAAGAAAGCAAGUUGAUGUUGGAGAAUUGUCAAGAUACAAGCUCAUGGUUGGGAGAGCCAAGCAGGAUAUUAAGAACAAAGAUGCUCAGAUUAAAAGCAUGGAAGAAACAAUCCAAUCACUUGAAUCAAAGAACAAGGCCAAAGACUUGCUCACUAUGAAUCUCCAAGAGAAGAUCAAGGAGCUGGAAUCACAGCUGCUAGUUGAAAGAAAGAUAGCUCGGCAGCAUGUCGACAGCAAGAUUGCUCAAGACCAUCUGCAGAAUCAGCAUGGCUUGAAGGAAGAAGGGUCGUACCUGAGAAGCCCAAUGGCCGAGAGGAACCUCAACUCCACAGUAGAGAAGCCAUCAGCAGCAUGCAAAGAAUUUGGGAUCUCAAAGCAGAUGUUCUCUGACAGCAACACUGACACUUAUAGCUUCAAACAGCUGAUGUCACUCGUGGAGAAGGAGAAUAACCCUGGAGCUGGGCAGCUGCCACAGACAGCAAAAGCGAGACGAGUUUCGUUGUGCAACGGUGGAGCUUACCCACAGCCAAUGAACCAAGCCUCGCGUAGGACAUCGCUGAUACCACUUCCACGGCGGAACUCGCUGAUGCCGCUGCCUUCAGCCAAGAAUGCAGUAGCGGUGCCACCGCUGCUUGCCAAUAUCACGGAGCAUUUGUCGUCACCACCACUGUGCUCUCCUCCGGUUGUCUCCAAUGACAAGGGAAGCCGGAGCAAGAGGAUCAACAGCAUCCUGCGGCGAAGCCUGCAGAAGAAGGUGAUCAUCAAGCCAUCAAUGGCUGCACAAGCGGGGAGGAAAGCCAGUGUCAUCGCCACCACACAGGGCACUGAUGGUGCGCGCAAGGCGGCGCGGCGAGUACCAGUGAGCGGCGGUAAUGGGCAGAGGGUGCAGCAGAAGAGGGACAAGGAGCGGGGGUGGAACAACGCGACAAGCCUCAGGAACUGAAGACUCGAGGCUGCAUCUGCUUAGGCCGAGAGAAGUCUGUAGAUUGGUAGGAAGCUUAGGUGUUUAUAGAGGAUGGUUGAGUUUGUGAGUUCUCGCGUAUUGUGAGAGAACUCAGUUCCUUACAAAGGUUGAUGGUGCUUUGAUCCGUUUGUGUCGAGUUUGUGAGUUCUCACGUACUGAGAACUCUGAAUUUCUUAGAGGUUUGAUGGUGCUAGACCUUACUGCCAGAUAGACCUGUCUACGAGCGGCCGCUCUCACAAUCAGGUUUAUGAAUUUCCAGCUUGUGUGUUCACGUAA
Molecule: messenger RNA, 3525 nt
Organism: Panicum virgatum (switchgrass)
Lineage: Eukaryota; Viridiplantae; Streptophyta; Magnoliopsida; Poales; Poaceae
Product: kinesin-like protein KIN-14R
Exons: 14
Coding region: 316-3228 (970 amino acids)
Biological process (GO): microtubule-based movement
Molecular function (GO): microtubule binding; microtubule motor activity; ATP binding
Source: RefSeq, a predicted model, not a curated record